AGUGAUGGAUUGGCCUAUUUGUCAAAGCAUCAGCUGCAACACACCACUAACUUCUCUGUCCACAAGACAGCGCUAUGCAGGCUUGUUGCAGCACACUGUGAAUGACAUGCUGGUGUGACUGUGAGCUCAGCCAGCUCAGGUCAUAAGGCUCAGCAACCAGCAGGCUGUUUGUGUAUUGUGUGGCAGUGGUGGGCACAGCACAGUACAGCACAGCACAGGGCAGGCCCGAUGGAUUAGCAUGAGAAUGGGGAGUCAGUGAGUGGAGAGAGGGCUGGUAUAAAAGAGGAGGGCGCAGAGUUUGAUCUCUGUCACAGUAGCGCUCAUGACCUCACCUUGCGUCUCUGCUCCGCCUCCAAGCACUCUUGCUGACUGUGGUUUCUCUCUAUUCUCUCCUCCUCCCUCCUCCUCCUCCUCUCCUCCUUGUCUUCCCUUGACUCAUCCUCCUCAUCUUCCCUUGACUCCUCCUCCUCACCCUGCCCUUCCUCCUCCUGCUCCUACUCCUUCUCCUCCUCUCUGUCAGCAUGGAUGACAACAUAGAAACCCACACCUUCCUGUACUUUGCCUACGGCAGCAACCUACUGAAGGAAAGGCUCCAGCUCAAGAACCCCUCCGCUUCCAUCCACUGUGUGGCCAGGCUCAAGGACUACAAGCUAAUAUUUGGGAACUACAAGGGUCUGGCCAGUGACCGCUGGCAUGGGGGUGUGGCGACCAUCGAGAACAGCCCAGUGGACGAGGUGUGGGGAGUGGUAUGGAGGAUGAACGUGGCCGACCUCGAGUCUCUAGACAGCCAGGAGAACGUGAGACUAGGGGCCUACAGCCCUGUGGAGGUGAAUGUGAAGACUCGGGGCCAAGAGCUCAACUGUCGCACCUACAUCAUGAACAGCUGUAUUUACGCUCCACCAUCGCCACAGUACCUCAAGGUGAUUUUAAUGGGGGCGGAGCAGAAUGGCUUGCCAAAGAACUACCAGGAGAAGCUGAGGUCCAUCGAGACCAACAAGUAUGAGGGCCCACUGCCUGUCAUGGCUGAGCUGGAGCGGAUUAUGAAAAGAGCCAAGGAGAGAGCCAACCACCGAUCUGACGCUUAACACCUUGAGCAAACUGCCAUGUUUAGGAACUCAACUCCUGGUAGGACAAUAGAAGUUUGCUUCAACAACUUCCACUGUCCUACCAAGAGUUGUUGAAUAUCUUCUCAUCUCCAGUUUGCUCCACUGUCCAUGCACCUUGGUUUGAAAGCGAGGUAGCGACAGCAUUUAUUUUUCUCUAGGAACUCAAACUUGCCUAGAGAGAACUGUUUUCAGAAACCCACUGGUUAGAGAAACCAUCAAGUCCUGUGUGUAACGUUACAUCUAUAAGUCCUCUUCAGGAAUAGUUAUUUACUGACAAAUAACAAUGAUGACGAUGACACCGAGCAUCCCUCAGACUGUAUAGGGAUUGAAUGUAGAAUAUGAUCAUGUGUAUUUGUACUACUUUGGCGGACAAUAAAACCUCCCCAGAU
Messenger RNA from Salmo salar (Atlantic salmon), 1495 nucleotides. RefSeq names its product gamma-glutamylcyclotransferase b (gene ggctb). NCBI's taxonomy places the organism in Eukaryota, Metazoa, Chordata, Actinopteri, Salmoniformes, Salmonidae. The record is from RefSeq and is a predicted model, not a curated record. Gene Ontology annotation, molecular function: gamma-glutamylcyclotransferase activity.